Molecule: messenger RNA, 3581 nt
Organism: Macrobrachium nipponense
Lineage: Eukaryota; Metazoa; Arthropoda; Malacostraca; Decapoda; Palaemonidae
Gene: Syx5
Product: syntaxin-5-like
Exons: 7
Coding region: 171-1595 (474 amino acids)
Biological process (GO): endoplasmic reticulum to Golgi vesicle-mediated transport; intracellular protein transport; vesicle fusion
Cellular component (GO): Golgi membrane; endomembrane system; SNARE complex
Molecular function (GO): SNARE binding; SNAP receptor activity
Source: RefSeq, a predicted model, not a curated record
GUCAUUUUGUAAUCGUGGCUAACUUCUGCCUAACAGUGUUGGUAUACCAACGUAAUGUGAUGUCAGCAACAUUUUAUGGAUUUGACAGGUAACUGGGAAUUUCGUGCAAUAACGGCGAUUGGAAUUACACAUAUUGAGUCUCAUAAUGUGAGAGUCAUUAGUGGUGUGUGAUGACGACUCGACGGAGGCGUGCAGGGUCUGAGUCGUAUGUGGAGGAGUUGCCGGUGCCUGGGACUUCUGUUACAGAUAGCAGCUUCCAGAGACAUUCACCUCUGAAUUUGCCACAGUCUUCGUACCCGUUUCAACCUCAGGUUGCCAACAACUUGAAUGAAGGGAUUUCUUUAGGAGCUCCCUCUGUGAAUGUAUCAGGCGAUCAUGCUUACUACAAAAAAACUGAUACGUUUAAGCCUUCCACUGUGGUGCAGAGUAUUUUAGAGCCCCAGAGUCUAGGUUAUCCUCAACAGGCAAAUGCCAGUUGUCAUGGAACACUGACUUAUAGUAAAAAUACUUUUCCUCUGGGUAAUAGUAGUGUGAAUGGUCAAAGUUACCAGUGGAACAGUGAUAGUGGUAAUUUGAACAGUAAAGGAAGCUUUACUUAUUCACCUUGGCCAUCUAACUGUGACAUAGAAGAUUCAGAAAUGGCAUCUCGUGACCGCACUCAGGAAUUUGUUCGAAUUGUUAGGUCGCAGCAGGGAAACCAAACUAACAGUGUUCUCCCUCAGAAUAACAGACGUCCAAGAGAUUUACGACAGUAUACAGAGUUUAUGCAAAGAUCAAAAUUAAUUGGAAGAAAUAUAUCCAGCACUUACGCUAAGUUGGAGAAGUUAACUCACUUGGCCAAAAGAAGAUCGCUUUUUGACGAUAGCCACGAUCACGAAGUUCAAGAACUAACUGGUAUUAUUCGCCAUGAUUUGACAUCCCUUACUAAACAACUAACUGAUCUACGCAACCAGUCUCGUAUUGCUAGCCCUAAUGGAACUAGUUCGCACCUUCAGAAACAUUCAUCCAAUCUGGUGGGAUCCCUCCAGACCAAGGUUGCAUUCAUCACACAGAAGUUUAAGGAUGUUCUAGAAGUUCGUACAGAGAACCUCAAAAAGCAGGCUGAAAGGCGUGAUCAUUUUACUGGUGGUGCAGUUAGUGGUGAGCUUCCUCCUGGUGCGGUAUCUGGGUAUCACCAUGGUUCAGUCCUUGUAGCUGAUGAAGCUGCCGCAUAUUCAACAAAUGUAGACUCAAGUAGAAGUAAUGGGGAGGUUGCUAUCAAUCUUGGUAGUGGUGGCACUUACCAUCAACAGCUACAACUUAUGGAAGAGCAGGAUACUUACCUACAGAGUCGUGCUGAUACAAUGCGAACAAUCGAAUCCACUAUUGUGGAAUUAGGUCAGAUGUUUACCCAACUAGCAACCAUGGUUAAAGAACAAGAAGAGCUAGUACAUAGGAUAGAUGCCAAUGUUGAAGAUGCUGAACUCAACGUAGAGGCUGCUCACUCUGAACUUCUUAAAUAUUUCAAAUCUGUGUCUUCGAAUCGAAUGUUGAUGAUAAAAGUCUUUGGUAUAAUGAUUGCAUUCUUUGUUAUUUUUGUAGUUUUCAUGGCAUAGUGUGGUGAGAUGUAUGGUGUGGUACGUGUACUUUAUAUAUCUAGUGUGCGUAUAAUCAUUUUAUAUUAUAUAUACAUACAUACAUACAUAAUAUAUAUAUUUGUACACAUACAUAUAUAUGCAUACAGUAUACUACAAGGUAUGAAGGCAAAACAAGUUCUUUGGUAAACCAGCUUUCUCAUUUAAGUGAUAAAAAAGCAAAGCAUAAGACAAAAUUGUGGUAGAUGUUAUAAUAAGAAAUAAAAAUGCUUGGAACAUUAUGAGCCAUGCAAAGAAAAGUAUGAUCCAUAACAGUUAAUGGGUCAUGAACCUUUACCAUAAACACAGAAUAAAUUCUAUAAUAGAAAUAAGGGAAUGCCUUAAAGAAACUGAUUUAUACCACUGUUCAGUCACAAAGAGGUGGAAGGUAUACCAUAUAACUCUUCAGUGCGUUAUGUUUCUUGUUGCAUUUUCUCAUGUUGUGGACUGCUCUGAUGUUUUCAUUUAUUAUUUGUGUAAUUUAUUUUAUUAUGCUAGUCUUUCAUUGUUAUUUUUAAUUUUGCGAUCUUUUAUCAUACACUAAUUUCUGUCAUCAUGAAGGAUUUGGUAUUGUGCUUCUCAUUUUAAGCCCUGAUGAUGGGAAACUUGGUUUCCUGAAAGCUUGGUGUGUUUAUGUAUAUGAUACAUGAGAAGUUGCAGUUCUGCUUUAGUUUCCUUUAGAUAUAUCUUAAAAUCUUUGAAGGAAUAUAUAUAUAUAUAUAUAUAUAUAUAUAUAUAUAUAUAUAUAUAUAUAUAUAUAUAUAUAUAUAUAUAUAUAUAUAUCCCAAGUGACCUUUUUUAACUAUGAUUUCUUCACACUUGGAUACACUUGUCACUGCCAAACAUAAGAUCAAAUUGUCAAAAUUCUAAUGCUCAUGACAGGAUUAGAACCCAUACCUGACAAGUUAGUGAAUUCAACCUGAACCUCUUGACAACAUCAAGUGGUUAAAGUUAACUUCAUUAUGAUGUACCGGGUGCAGGGUCAAAUCCUGCCACUGACAUCAGAAUUUCUUCAUGUCUUUUUCAGUAUGUGGAUCGUAGGCUUUGUAGUGACAAAGUAUAUGAAAAAUUGUGAUGAAACCGAUGAGGUAAAAAAUCAAUGAUGUAAAGGUCAUUGUACGUAUGUAUUGUAUGUAUGCAUGUAUGUAUGCAUAUUUUUAUUUAUCUCCCAAUAAAGUUAUAUAGUAGAUUUUGAUUGAAUAACAAUUUUAACAGUGUACUUUGUGUUAAAGAUAUAUUGAACAAAAAGAAACUAAAUGAUAGCACAUCAUGUGAGAGAUUGGUAGCAAGUAACCAUACAUAAAUUAAAAACAUAAGAAAUUAUAUAAUGAGAGAUGAAACGAGUUGAAGUGAAAAGAUUAGAAAUUGAUAAAACAGAAAGAAAUUAUUGAACAUUGUCGAGAGAGAGAGAAUAACCAUUUGCCCAUCAAUCAUUCUUCUUGGUUGUUCUUGGAAAGUUAAGAUGAAAAGAAUUGGUAGUUUUGCAUUUAAAUACUUUAAUACAUACAUGAUAGAGGUCAGUUUUGAGAAAGUUUAAUGUUCAUUAGUUUAUUUUAUCUUGAAGGAACUUUCUUUAAAAAAUUUAUUUUUGAUGUAACAUUUUAUAUGAUUCCCAACUUUUUUAUCAGCUAACAUUACAAUCACAUUUAAAGAAAACUCUGAAGCAUAUGAUAACCUAGGAACAUCAAAUUUGCAACUCUGUUCACUAAUUUUAUUUUGUAUAUAUCAAAUACAGGUAUUUAAAUGUAAAUGUUCCCUGAUUCUUUUGUCCUUUUUCGUAACCAGCUUCCAACAUUCACUUCAAACGAUAAAUGAUAUCAUUCUGUCUGUCUGCUUGUGUGUGUGAUUGCCUACCCAAGGUGUAGUACGGAGCUGAUACUCUUGAUUUUGUAUUAUUUCAUUAUUCACGGCGAUAAUGCUAUAAUCAUUAUUUUAAUUGUAUGUGCUGUAAUAAAAGUUUAGUAUGCA